CUUCACACCAAGGCCAUGCCUCGCCUCUCCUCCACCACGCCCAUGUCGCCACUCCGCCUCCGCGCCCGCCACUCCUCCUCCACCUCUCAUCCCUCACGCAUCUGGGAUCCCCACACCGCCUUCGCCACCGCCACGGAGCGUGCGCGUUCAGGCAACCUCACCCCGGAGGACGCACACCACCUGUUCGACGAAUUGCUGCGGCAGGCCAAUCCUGUCCAGGAGCGCCCCCUCAACAACCUUCUUGCCGCCCUCGCCCGCGCUCCGGCGUCCGCGGCGUGCAGCGAUGGCCCUGCACUCGCAGUCAACCUCUUCAGCCGCAUAUCCCAAGGCGCCCGCCGACGUGUGGCGCACCCAACGGCCUGCACCUACGGCAUCCUCAUGGGCUGCUGCUGCCGCGCAAACCGCCAGGAUCUGGCGCUCGCCUUCUUCGCCCGUCUCCUCAGGACGGGACUCAAGGCAGGCGUCAUAGAAGUCAACACUCUUCUCAAGGGACUCUGCCGCGCAAAGCGGGCUGAUGAGGCUCUGGACAUUCUGCUUCACAGGAUGCCUGAGCUAGGCUGCACCCCCAACGUGGUGGCAUAUAACACGGUCAUCCAUGGCUUCUUUAGGGAAGGCCAAGUAGGCAAGGCGUGCAAUCUAUUCCAUGAAAUGAGGCAGCAGGGCGUUACACCUGAUGUUGUGACAUAUAACUCGGUUAUUGAUGCGUUGUGCAAGGCCAAAGCAAUGGACAAUGCAGAGUAUUUCCUUGGUCAGAUGGUUGAUGAUGGUGUCGUAUCUGAUAAUGUGACAUAUAAUAGCCUCAUCCAUGGAUAUUCCUCUUCAGGCCACUGGAAGGAGGCUGUUAGGGUAUUCAAAGAGAUGACAAGUCGGAGGGUUACACCAGAUUUGCAUACUUACAACAUGUUUAUGACCUUUCUUUGCAACCAUGGAAGAAGCAAAGAAGCUGCAGGAAUUUUUGAUUCCAUGGCUAUGAAGGGCCUGAAACCUGACAACGUUUCAUAUGCUAUUCGCCUUCAUGGGUAUGCCACCGAAGGAUGCUUAGUUGAUAUGAUUAAUCUCUUCAAUUCAAUGGAAAGAGACUGCAUUCUUCCUGACUGUCGUAUCUUCAGCAUACUGAUUUAUGCAUAUGCUAAAUCUGGGAAGCUUGAUAAGGCUAUGCUUAUCUUCAAUGAAAUGCAGAAACAAGGAGUGAGUCCAAAUGCAGUCACAUAUUCAACCGUAAUAGAUGCAUUUUGCAAAAAGGGUCAGUUGGACGAUGCUAUGAUAAAGUUUAAUCAGAUGAUUGAUACAGGAGUACGACAGGGCACAGCUGUUUAUCGUUCCCUAAUCCAGGGAUUUUGUACACACGGCGAUUUGGUGAAAGCAAAGGAAUUGCUUACUGAAAUGAUGAACAAAGGUAUACCUCCUCCUGAUAUUAAGUUCUUCCAUUCAAUCAUGCAGAACCUAUGCACAGAAGGAAGGGUAAUAGAAGCACGGGAUAUCCUUGGCUUGAUAGCACACAUAGGUAUGAGGCCUAAUGUUUGCACAUUUAAUAUACUGAUUGGUGGAUACUGCCUAGUCCGCAAGAUGGCAGAUGCAUCGAAAGUAUUUGAUGAUAUGGUGUCAUAUGGUUUAGAACCUUGUAACUUUACGUAUGGUAUACUUAUUAAUGGCUAUUGCAAAAAUAGAAGGAUUGAUGACGGGCUUAUUCUGUUCAAAGAGAUGCUGCACAAGGGACUUAAACCUACAACUGUUAAUUAUAACGUCAUACUGGAUGGAUUAUUUCUGGCUGGACAAACUGUUGCUGCAAAAGAGAAGUUUGAUGAGAUGGUUGAAUCUGGAGUAAGUGUGUGCAUUGAUACAUACUCUAUAGUUCUUGGUGGACUUUGUAGAAAUAGCUGCAGUAGCGAAGCGAUCACCCUGUUCCGAAAAUUAAGUGCAAUGAAUGUGAAAUUUGAUAUUAAAAUUGUCAAUAUCAUUAUUGGUGCAUUCUACAGGGUCAAGAGAAACCAAGAGGCUAAGGAUUUGUUUGCUGCUAUACCAGCCAAUGGCUUGGUUCCUAAUGCUGUUACCUACACCAUAAUGAUGACAAAUCUUAUAAAAGAAGGUUCAGUGGAAGAAGCCGACAAUCUUUUUUUAUCAAUGGAGAAGAGCGGCUCUACUGCAAACUCUUGGAUGUUAAAUCAUAUUAUCAGAAGGUUACUGGAAAGAGGAGAGAUAGUCAAGGCUGGAAAUUAUAUGUCUAAAGUUGAUGUAAAGAGCUACUCACUUGAAGCUAAAACUGUUUCACUGCUGAUCUCUCUGUUUUCAAGGGAAGGGGAAUAUAGAGACCACAUCAAAUUGCUCCCUAUAAAGUAUCAGUUUCUGGAAAAACCAGCCACAGUUGAAUAGUUGGUACAUCACAUGGGAGAGUGUCAGUCGUCCGAGCCGUUCACUCCUGCCAGGAUCCUUAGCCUGGCCUCACAUGGAAUUGAGUCGACCAACCCCUGGCGGUUUCAGGUGGCCCCAUUGAAGAUGCAAUCAUUUCUCGGCCAGUGUACCCCUUGUCAGUGCCUGCGUGCCCCUUGUGUCUAGUCUAAGAAGGAAUUUGAAGAAGCUGAGCAGGAUCCGGAGCUUGACCGGCUUGAGAUCUAUGCCCUCUAAGCCAAAUUGAGGUUAGAUAAUCAUAACAUGGUACUAGAGAGGUGUUUUGUUGACUGUUGUGAUGGCUCUUGAUGGUCUGGUUAGGGUGAUUUGUGAAGAGGCAGCAUGCACAAGUCUGAAUAAUAUCUGCUUGUGUUAUGUUUGCAGCUUCCAGUCUUCUUUCCACGUACAAGUUCUAUGGAUCCAGUUGUAGUAGCAGCCUGUACGUUAUGUUUUUGUAUGUGCUGGCAUUGAUUAUGAGGUGUACAGGUUUAGUUUAGUGUUGGGCUCCAAUUUUCUUUGGUUUUGAUCGAUGCAGCACCAUGUUGAGUUUAACCCUGCAACUUUUCUUAACUAGAUCAUGCUGGUGUUAAGGCUGGGAAUCACAAUAUCGAUGGCCUCAGCAUGUUUUUAGCAGUUGAAUUAAAGAUACUCUGUCUUGUUGCACAAACUGACGCAGAUCAAUGUUCAGAGGUAAUA
Triticum dicoccoides is the source of this 3081-nucleotide messenger RNA. RefSeq names its product protein Rf1, mitochondrial-like. Gene Ontology annotation, molecular function: mRNA binding; protein binding. Lineage: Eukaryota; Viridiplantae; Streptophyta; Magnoliopsida; Poales; Poaceae. The record is from RefSeq and is a predicted model, not a curated record. The transcript has a single exon. The coding region runs from base 16 to 2370 and encodes 784 amino acids.